UAUGACGGUAAGAACAGGCUCAAGAAACAGUAAACCCCAAGCAAGCCUGACAAGAGUACCCCUCGUCUUCCCCUUCCCGCUUCUCUCCCACCUCGCACGGUGCGGCACCUUGAAGCUUAUGCACUGCUAAUGCUGGCUCGCGGAGCCCCCGCCUGCUGCAAAGAGGGACUAAGGAGCCGGGGUGAGGGAAAAGCUGGAGGAAUCCUCUUCCAUGCAAUCCCACCACGUCAUUUUGUUGGGAGGCAAACACGUGGUGCAGGGAGACCUUAUAAAUCUCCCUCUCCCUGCAGGAUCGUGAUGUUAUCUGCUGGCAAAGUUUCCCUCUUCGCAAGGAAAGCAACGGGGCUCAGCGAGGGAGGGAGGCAGGCAGGAGGAGAGAGAGAGAGAGGGACAGACACUAACGGGACUGCAGAUAAAGUACAGCAGAAGCUGCGCGUUUCGGGCCAGGGGAAGCCCUGCAGAUCGGGCCUUGCGUGGCAAGCACUGAAAUCAAGCAAGAGGGGAGAGGUGCCCCCGAGGGAGAAAGCGGCAAAGCACCUUUUCAACGCCCGGGCUCGCGACCCACAGGAGGCUGCAGCAGCAGGAGCAACAGCGCCGGCUUGUUGACUGUGGCUUGGGUUGGCUUUUUUUGGAGGAAGAGGAGGGCGCCGGGGAAGCUGCACCGCAAGAGAGGGGGGCUGCUCGGUGCAUGCAGCCCGGGGUGCCGGCGGCAGGAUCAGCACCGGAGCGAAGAGCAGAGCAGAGCUCACCCAGCCCCGGGGAGUCCCGGGCUCUCCCCUGGCGCACACACGCGCACGUGGGCGUCCUCUCGCCGGCGGGGCGGCUCGCUCUGCUCGCAGUUGCAGCUCCGCAGCUCGGGGCCAGCAGCUCAGCGCGCGCCGCCAGCCCGCCCCUGACAUCGCCCCUCUCCCGUCCCGUCCGGUCCCGUGCGUGGCGCUGGAGGAGCCCAGAGCAGAAGCCCGGAGCUGAGCGCCCGGCUGCCACCCGCUCGCCCUCCGGCUUCAGGCGCGCUGCUCACUGGCCAGCCCGGCCACACCGGCUCGCUAGGGAAACUCCUCUGGUGCCCGGCGCCGCGGUGGGGGCUGGUUGAAAUACCUCUGAGUUUGUUCCGUUUGGAGGCUGAUGCAGAGGUAGCGACCCGCUUUCUUUGCAACUCGCCUGUGUAACCCGGGGGCGUUUUUCAUUUGCACCCCCGUUGCCUUUUCCUGGCAACCCGGUUGCAUUUCCAGCCGCAGCUGCUUCCCCUCCUUUGCACCCCCCAUCCCCUUCUUUUUCAAGUCACUUUUUUUGGGACGUUGGGUUUAAACCCGAAAAUGCACUGCUAUCUUCUGAGCGUGGUGCUCACCCUGGAUCUGGCCACCGUGGCGCUCAGCUUGUCUACCUGCAGCACCCUAGACAUGGAUCAGUUUAUGCGCAAGAGGAUCGAGGCGAUCCGAGGACAGAUCCUGAGCAAGCUGAAGCUCACCAGCCCUCCCGAAGAGUACCCCGAGCCCGAGGAGGUACCCCCGGAGGUCAUCUCCAUCUACAACAGCACCAGGGACCUGCUGCAGGAGAAAGCCAACCACAGAGCCGCCACUUGCGAAAGGGAGAGGAGCGAUGAGGAGUAUUAUGCCAAAGAGGUUUACAAAAUAGACAUGCUGCCUUUUUACCCCGAAAAUGCCAUCCCACCAAACUAUUACAGCCUUUACUACAGAAUCGUAAGAUUUGACGUCUCAGCGAUGGAGAAAAAUGCUUCCAACUUGGUGAAGGCAGAGUUUAGAGUUUUUCGUUUGCAGAAUUCAAAGGCACGGGUAUCUGAACAACGAAUAGAACUGUAUCAGGUUGUUAAAUCCAAAGAACUACCUUCGCCAGGACAGCGCUACAUUGAUAGCAAGGUAGUUAAAACACGAGCUGAAGGGGAAUGGCUGUCUUUUGAUGUCACUGAAGCUGUACGCGAAUGGCUCCAUCAUAAAGAGAGGAACUUUGGAUUUAAGAUAAGUUUACACUGUCCAUGCUGCACCUUCGUGCCUUCAAAUAAUUAUAUCAUCCCAAAUAAAAGUGAAGAGCUAGAAGCAAGAUUUGCAGGUAUUGAUGACUCCUACAUAUAUUCCAGUGGUGAUGGGAAAACUUUCAGGUCCAGUAGGAAAAAAUACAGUGGGAAGACCCCACAUCUCCUGCUAAUGUUAUUACCCUCCUACAGACUUGAGUCGCAACAGCCCAGUCGGCGGAAGAAGCGUGCUUUAGAUGCUGCCUAUUGUUUCAGAAAUGUGCAGGAUAAUUGCUGCCUGCGUCAACUUUAUAUUGACUUCAAGAGGGAUCUUGGUUGGAAAUGGAUUCAUGAACCUAAAGGGUAUAAUGCUAAUUUUUGUGCAGGAGCCUGCCCAUAUUUAUGGAGCUCAGAUACUCAGCACAGCAGAGUACUUAGUUUGUAUAACACCAUAAAUCCAGAAGCGUCUGCCUCUCCAUGCUGCGUGUCCCAGGAUUUAGAACCCCUCACCAUCCUGUACUAUAUUGGCAAAACGCCCAAAAUUGAACAACUUUCCAACAUGGUCGUAAAAUCUUGCAAAUGCAGCUAAAAGAAGUCCCUGAAACAGCAAUAAACAAAUACGUAAAAAUAACCAAGGAAGAAAGAAAAAGAGAUUAAGAAAGAAAAAAAACCUAAGUUCAUCAGUGUUAAAAAAAUUAAAAAAUUAAAAAUUAAAAAAAAAAACCUAAAAAGAAGAAGAAAAGCGGUACUAGUCCGAACUGUUUGAAAGUUUGUUUGUUUUGUUUUUUUAAAACUGGCAUCUGAAACAAAACAUUGAAGGCCUUUAUCCUACAUUUCACCUACUCAGUUAGACAAGAAGCAAACAAAAACCAAAAACAACAACAACAACAACAACAAAAACAAAAAGAACCACACCUUUUAAAAAAUAAACACUGGAAGAAUGUGUUAGUGUUACUAUGUGAAAGGAAAAAAACAGGAAAAUCCCAUUAAGUGGAGUUGCUGUAUCUGUCCCAUGCCUUACUUGAUCUCUCUGUAUUGUUAUGCGAUAGACAUCCUACUCAUUCUUUUUAGUUUUAGUGUUAACAGUGCAUUAUUUAUUUGUAUGUAGAAACUAUCACAUGAACAUUUCUUCGCCAUUGGAAAAAAAGAAACAAAUGUGGACAAAGUGGAGACCAAAUAAACUAACAGAAAUAUGUUUAAUGCUUAGGGGAACUCAAGCGCAAAAGAUCCUGAAAAUAAUAGUUAGUUUAGUUCAAUUAAAACAGAAGUCAGUUAUUACAUUAUUGAAAAAAUCUGCCUUAAAAAUGCCUUAUUUUAUAUGCCAGCGACCUAGGGAGGCUUCUUGUAAGGUCUCAAACCCUUGUUUUAAAUACUGAAAAACUUACUAAUAAAGGACGCUCUGUUUCAGUCUCAAAGACAAGUCUAUAAGAUUUUUUUUUUACUGUAAAUGAUUAAAAUGUCAGUUUAGUAAACCAGUGAAAUAUUUAACAUGUACUGGUCUAAUCUUCAGACCUUAAUAUGUUGCUGUAUAGCUAUGCUAUGGGAUGUUUUGUUCUUUUGGUAUAUGUAACCAUACCUAUAGUAUUACAAUAGGUGGGUAGUAAAAGCCAGCUUAAUUGGAAACAUAUCUGUAGAUCUCUGUUGUAAACUAUUAAAAAAAUUAAGUACUUUAUGUGUAAUGUGUAAAUUUUCACCAUAUUUUUGUAUUCUGUAAUACUGUCAACUCUCAUGAGUUUGAAUUUGAAUUUGGGGCUCUUUUUGAUCACUCAGUCAUGUGUUUCCCUCUAGCUGGCCAGUAUGAGUAGAGUCCCUAUAUUUUGACUUGCACUACAAAUACAUGUUUUAUAAUAAUUUGCUAUACCUGUGCUUUGUAUAUUGUUCAUCAUUAUGACAUAAGCUACCUGACUCCAUUUGUUUUUUGUUUUACAAAAAGAAUGGAUUAAAAUAUUCUCCUCUUCCCUUCUCCCACAUCGUAGUUCAUCCACAUUUGUAGCAGUGAAUCGUAAUGCGACUCUGAGUUUUAAAUCCAGUUUUGUUUUAUUUUCUCGGCUAAAGACAGUUAAGCAGAUGGAUAAAGGAGCAAGAUUUUCAAGAAAGGAUUUCGCAGCCUAAGUGAUACGAGGCUAGGGCCCAGCCCUACAAACCCUUACACAAGUGAAAUUCUCUACUGUGCAGAGGGCCAGGACUGAAGCCCUAAUAACAAGGCUUGAGUGGGACUUAAUCAGUUCAGAGGCCUUAUGCUGGCCUUUGGCACAGCAGUGACUUUUCACCUGCAGUUAGUCUAUGGGAGUGAUCCUUCUCCCACAGAGGUCAGCAGAAGUUUUGCCAUUGACUUCUAUGGCAUCAGAUGAGGCCUAGUGAGCGUUGGCAUGUGGAAGGAUAUGGAGGAUCGGGCUCUGUGUCUUCAUUUAAUCUUUUCUUUCUUUUCAGAUAACACCUUUUUUUUCCCCUCUUUCUGAAAAAAAGGAACGUAAGUCUCCUAGGAAACUCUUUUGGGCCCUAACAAUCUUCAGCGUAUUCCAGAGGGAGUAAAAAAAGAUCUACAUCGUACACGCUGUUUAAAAAUAAAUGAAUAGCAACAGAUCCCUAAGCUAGACAAAGAUGUGUAAAAACCAUGACAAGGAACAGUUCAAUUGAUUUCACAUUAUAAGUUGUUCUGAAUGGCAAAGCUUGAAGCCUGUGCAAGGAAAUAUGACAAUUGGAUGUAAAGGGAACAUUCCCUCAAAUACAAUACAGGAACAGGACCUAGGGUGAGAUCCUGGCUCCAUUUAAGUUGAUGGGAAUUUUGCCACUGACUGAAAUGGGGUCAGAAUUUCAAGCUUUAAAGCAAAACAUUAGGGGCCUGAUCCUCCAGUGUGUUCACUUGAAUUUAGGAUAGUGUAACUCCCUUGACUUUAGCGGAGCAGCACUGCUGUAAAACUGAAGUAACAUAGUGGAGAAUCAGGCUCAAGGUCUGGAUUCUACCUCUUUGAUUUGCAUAGACAGUUCCCAUUAAAUGAGCCUGUGCUCAUUGCUGAGAUCGAAAUGUAGCCCUGCGAAUAAUCUGACCCUGCCCAUUGUCUCAGUGCAAAGGAGGUAUAUGAGGGUUUGUAUGUGUGUGUGGUUCUUCUAGUAGUAUUUAUUAUUUAGCAAAUUGAAAUUAACAAAUGAAGGGUCCAAUCCUACAAACACUUGCAGGAGCCAUGUUUACUAUCCUGAAGAGACCCAUGGAAAUAAACGAAACUCAUUGAGGUAGAAAGCACUGGGACUGCUGGCCUUUGCAGCAUUUAGCCCUAAUCUGUUUUAUUAGCUUCAAUAUCAGAAUUCUGUGGCUCGAGAGGAAGAGACAAGGGCUGGGCAAUUAAAAAAAAGCCAAACUUGCCAUUAUCAAUUUAAAUGCGCCAAAAACCUGGUAUUGAAGCUUGAUGAUUUGAAAUAGCGGGAUCUGAGAUGCCAUUAAUGUACAACAACUUACCGUGUGCUGGACACAGCCAAAAGUUUGGGCCUGGGAGGUGGGUAUGUUUUAAAAAAUCUGUGUAUAAUGCCUUGUAAUUACGUUAGGUCACUUUCCCCAAAUUGGAUGAAGUUUUGUUUUGUAUUUUUUACUCAGAAAUGCACUGAUAGUAUUUGAAACGUUCUAUUUUACAGCUCCUAAAUCUUUCCUUUUUUGGUUUAUUUUUAGACAUAUAUUUCCCAUUAGUGAAUAAGGACAUUGGGCCUGAUCCUACAAAGUGCAGACAGAGCUCCUUUGGGGUGAAACUGUAGAGAAGGCCAGCGCGAGGAAGGCCCUGGUGCCAUUUAAGUUCAGCGCAAAGCCUCAGAAUGAGGUGUAAGUGGAAAUAAAGAGGCACAGAGGGGCAUACUAUGGCACCCCUCUAUCAGGUGCUGAUUUCCUUAGUUUGCAAUGAAGACGGUGGGAAUUAAGGAUACUUAGCAUUGAGCAGGAGAUACUCAGUACCUCACAGGAUCAGACUCGAAGGGGUGGGGCUGAGGGACAAAUCUUAGCACUCAGCUGGUUGGGUUAGGACAGCAUUUUUUGUGUGUUUAGCAGCAAUACAGUUGUACAGACGGCAUGGUUUUAAAAAAAAGGAACAUAAAAACAGCUGUGUUGUAUUUUGAUGACUGAUUACCUUGUAUUUUAACACAGUGUAUGUCUGUUUUUGUGGUGCU
Molecule: messenger RNA, 6115 nt
Organism: Gopherus flavomarginatus (Mexican gopher tortoise)
Lineage: Eukaryota; Metazoa; Chordata; Testudines; Testudinidae
Gene: TGFB2
Product: transforming growth factor beta 2
Exons: 7
Coding region: 1314-2555 (413 amino acids)
Biological process (GO): transforming growth factor beta receptor signaling pathway; SMAD protein signal transduction; BMP signaling pathway
Cellular component (GO): extracellular region
Molecular function (GO): type III transforming growth factor beta receptor binding; type II transforming growth factor beta receptor binding; cytokine activity
Source: RefSeq, a predicted model, not a curated record